CGCGAUGUAUAUAUCAUAUGUACAUAAUUCAGUAUGUAUUAUAUAUACCAUAAGGCAAUGCUGCGGCGGCUGCUGCUGAUGUUGCCGCUGCUGUGACCGGCCCCCGCCGGAUGGGAGUGAUUUGCGGUUCGGGGCGCAUGCGCAGUGCCCGUCCAUUUUUCGGUUGGGGGAUACGUCGCGCCGGCUUUCUCGCCUCCCCACACUCUCUCGCCGGGAAAAAUGCCCUGUCCGUCGCACGCCGCACAAUACCAUAAUAAUAAUAAUAUAUAUAUUACCAUUUACGCGUCACAUAUAAUAUUAUUAUAUAUUGUAUUAUAUUAUUAUACGCCACCCCGAGUGGCGCGCGCGCACGCACCCUAACCUAACACGACGCGUUUUUCGUGAAGGCCACAACAUUUUUACCAUACCGCCGCCGCCGCCGCCGCCGCCGCCGCCACUGGACGAACCAGCAGAACGACGAAAACGUGCACCAGGCCUCGGCGUAGUACACGAACGCACUCAUUCGCGCGCGCACGCAGCUCACUAGUACUUCACGUGCGCACCGUAAUACAUUUUUUCAAUGCGUUUAGUAUUCAACUGCAGUGAUUUUGAUACAUAAUAUUAUAUCAGUAGUGACUUUAAAACAAAAUUUAAUUACUUAGAACUGUGACACGAGUGUUAUCCGACGGAGGUUUUUUUCUUCGACCACCACAAUAUUGCACCGGUACCAUAACGGACGACGGUUAAUAUUAUUGACAAUAUACUAGGUGCCGAACGCUUCAAGCCACGAACCUGCACCGAAAUGAGUGAAAACAAUACCGAAAACAAUCAACUAUCGACGGCACCUUCUAACGGUGUACACUCAGAGGACAAUAAAGUCAAUUCCAAAUUCAUAAACCUCAAAGAUUCGGUGGAAACAAAUGAAAAACCGAACAAAAAUGGAAAUGAUAGUCUCUCGUCCAAUGAUGCUGAAAACUUAAGACCGGAAAAUGAAGAAUUACCCGAAGGAGUUCGCCAAGGUAUCUGCAAAUGGUUCAAUUCAAAAAAAGGAUUCGGAUUUGUCACUCCUGACGACGGUGGUAAAGAUGUUUUUGUUCAUCAGAGAGUAAUUAAAAAAGAUGGAUUUAGAUCUCUUAGAGAGAACGAACACGUGGAGUUUACUUGUCAUGAAUCAGAUAAGGGUUUAGAAGCUACUCUUGUCACAGGACCAAGGGGUCAAUACUGUAAAGGUUCAAGAAAAACAUUUCCUCAAAAAAAAAUGAGAUGUUAUAACUGUGGAGAUUUUGCCAAUCAUAUUGCUGCCAAGUGCACAUUGAGUCCUCAGCCCAAACGCUGUCAUAGUUGUAAGGAUCCAAACCACCUUAUAGCUGAUUGCACUCAGAUUCAGAGCAAAGAGCCUGUGAUUAAUAAGUUCAUCAAAAAUCCGCGAAAAAAAUCAGAACGACAAAAACCAAGACCUAAGUCAAAACCAGAAGAUGGCAAUGUUGAUGAACAGCAAUCAACAAUUUUACCCAAUCAGAAUGGAGAUGAAAUUAACAACAAACAAGAUUAAGAUAAUUGAGUACAAAAGACUAAUAAAAAUCAUUUAUUAUAAUAA
Diuraphis noxia (Russian wheat aphid) is the source of this 1576-nucleotide messenger RNA. RefSeq names its product protein lin-28 homolog (gene lin-28). Gene Ontology annotation, cellular component: nucleus; cytoplasm. The record is from RefSeq and is a predicted model, not a curated record. NCBI's taxonomy places the organism in Eukaryota, Metazoa, Arthropoda, Insecta, Hemiptera, Aphididae. Gene Ontology annotation, biological process: pre-miRNA processing. Gene Ontology annotation, molecular function: mRNA binding; zinc ion binding.